AAGGCAUUCAGUUGUACAACUGACUAGAUCUUUCCCUUAAAAACAUCUACAAUAAAGGGAUAGCCUAGACAUUGAGAAACCCAAUUCGAUUGAAACACUGCUCCUUUUUUUGGCGCUAUGGUAUCUUCUACAUUUCUUCAAGACUGCAGAAUCUGAACUUUGUCUACGCGUCAUAUGUUAUCUUCUCGCAUAUUACUGUCGCACGUAUGUAUGUUCAUUAUGUUAUGGGUUUGUCUGACAAGAAGCACAUCUUUUACGACACUUUUACGCAUUCUGUCCAAUAGGUCUACCCAUAGAGUUGCGCACCUACAUGUUAUGGGGUUGUCUGAUGAUAAGCACAUCUUUUACGACACGUUUACGCAUUCUGUCCAAUAGACCUACCCAUAGAGUUGUGUGCGCAUACUGCGCACCUACAGUGCCCUAUUGAAAUCCACUUGACUGUAAUGUCCAAUUGUGCAAUAGCCUACAAUUCAGUAUUGUUGAGUUGAAUUUCCUAGGUGUGUUUACCUAUCCAUUACCAACGAUACAAGCGCAUAAUAGCAAUAAAUAAUAUCGAGGAGACUGGUGAGAGAGCACACGUAACAUUUUAUUGACGGGCGGGGCUUGCUUGCCAAUUCCGAGGAUUGUAUUUCCUUGCUAGUCACACCCCUAUCCGGAAGAGAAACAGCAACGAAUUCGUGAGAAACUUUGUCAGAUCGACAUCAAGAAGCUACCGCAGGAGAUCAUCACUUUUUCAUACUCAUAUUCAGGACACAACAUGUGGCCUAACCAAGGUCCCCCUGGCCAGAACCCGGCCUUCCCCCCAGCCUACAACGCUGCAUUCCCUUCUGGUCCAAACCCAGCACACCCUCAAGGCCAGAACCCCAUGUACGCACCUGGCACAAACCCUGCUUAUCCCCCCGGUAUGGCCCCUGGUAUGGCCCCUGGUAUGGCCCCCGGUAUGCCCCCUGGUAUGGCCCCCGGUAUGGCCCCCUGUAUGAAUCCAGCCAUGCCUCCAGGAUCCAUGCCUUACGGACAACACCCAGGAGGGCAAUACCCAGGAGGACAACACCCUUAUCCAGCUGGACCAGGUGCACCUGGUUACCCAGGAGUUCACCCAGGGCCCUACCCUGGUGGGGUCCAUCCAGGUGGAGUCUACCCCGGGGGCAUGCAUCCCGGCAUGGCUGGGGGUGUGGCGGGAUUCGGGAUGGGAGUCCCUGGACACAAGGCGCACAAAAAAAUGAAGAAGGCGAAGGGGAAGAAGGCGCACAAAGCCGACAAACACCUGAAGCAUCAUGGAGGCCACAGGAAGCACUCUUCAAGCAGUAGCAGCAGCAGCAGCGACGAGGAGUGAUGUCACCAACAACAUCCAACACAGUGUCAGAAAAACAUCCUUGAAUGAAAUGGGAAAAUGGCCUCUUCUUCUACCUAAAUUGCAACGAGGUUGAAGGAAUGUGUUGGGAUGGGGGGGACUAUUAUUAAGAAUGAAAUGAUUUGAAUAUUAAUUGUAUAACACUAACAAAAGUAUGUAUAAUGAACACAAUUAUGCCUUCAUAGUCUUAACAUUUAGGGAUAGGCCUAUGAAUGUGUGCACAGUCAUGAGGAUAUGCACUAUCAUGUAUAAUAUUAUGCCUUUACACUGAUGAGAAGUAAUAUUUCAAAUGGUUGAUUAUAUUUCCAACUAUAAAUAAUAUAUAGGCUAUAGCUGAGCGAGUGAGAGAGAUGUGUGGAAUUUCCCCAGUAAAAAAACAAAUAAAUAUUUAUUUUAAUACUGGAA
Molecule: messenger RNA, 1756 nt
Organism: Salvelinus namaycush (lake trout)
Lineage: Eukaryota; Metazoa; Chordata; Actinopteri; Salmoniformes; Salmonidae
Gene: prr13
Product: proline rich 13
Exons: 4
Coding region: 758-1333 (191 amino acids)
Source: RefSeq, a predicted model, not a curated record